Molecule: messenger RNA, 864 nt
Organism: Alternaria arborescens
Lineage: Eukaryota; Fungi; Ascomycota; Dothideomycetes; Pleosporales; Pleosporaceae
Exons: 2
Coding region: 1-864 (287 amino acids)
Source: RefSeq, a predicted model, not a curated record
AUGGAUAGAUCAAUUCGCGUAGAACCUGAUGCAUCCGGUGGGCUCAAAAGCAACCAAAGAGUUGGUUUCUUGGAUCUGCCGGGCGAACUCCGCGAUAUCAUCUACCUGUUCGUAUCAGCCUGUUCAAAAGACGGUCCAUGCUCGAAUUCGAAAACGAGAGUCAAACUAAAGCACAUCAAAGACUACCACAAGAACGUAGAGUGGCACCGUCUCCAACGUCAGGACCUAGGCCUUGCACAAACCUGUCGCCAAGUACGCUCAGAGUACCUCCCUAUAUAUGCAGCACACACGGAUCUAUACUUAUGCAUGCGCAAGUUUGCUCUUGCUGUCGAAGACCUCAAUAUAACCAAACGCGACAUCGUCAUGCCAGUCGGCGACGUGGUGAUCGGAGUGCAAAACUGGGAUGGUGAGGAUGCAUGGCGAACGAAUCGAUCAUGCGUUGACAUAGCGCCGCUUCUUACUCUCCAACUUCGUCAACCCGAGCUUCUAUUCAGGUUUGAUGACGCUGAGUGUAUGCGCGAGAGGCUGAGGCGCAACGAGCAAUUGGAUACCAGCACCUACUUCGCAACCCUCUUCUCUCUACACACGAACCCGCUUUGGCGCUCCUUCUUUACCAUGGCUGUGAGGGAGGUGUUGGUGUAUCCUGAUCUGGAUUGGAUUUGUGCGAGACAUGUCAAGGUGCAUAUCGAGAUCGAGAAAGAGUUCGGUGAGAUUUGGAUGCGAAGUCAUACGGCCAGACGGAAUAGGAGGCAGGGGAAGAUGGAUGGGUGGCUGGCAGCGGUUGGGUUGGAGGGCUUGAUGAGGUGGAAUGGGUUGCGGGUUUAUUGGGCGAGAGGGUGGUUCGAGGAGUUGUUUGGGAAUUAA